AAAAAAUAAAAUCGCACCAUUGCGAGGGGAGAGAUAUUAAAAAAAUAAAGACUUAAAAUUUUUACAACUUGUUAUAAUAUAUCGAUGUAAUAAAUCGAAGUAUAAUCUAAAAUAUCUGUUGCCUAUAAUACCGGCCGGUUGUAACUAUCGUUAUAAUUAACGCCGUGUGCUGCACGCGAUGACAAUCCAGUAUUUAUUGAAAAUAUAAUAAUUAAUCACACGGUGAAAGAGAAGGAAAAGAUAUUACACGUAAGAAAUAUUUGAAAAAAUCGUCUGUAAACCGAGUGGAUGGAAGAAAUAAUUGAAAGAAAAAUUCGUUGUCCAUUAAUCGAGCCUAAGUAACGAUAAAAUAAUAUAAAGCUUAUGUAAAACGUGCGGGAAUUGAAAUUUUUAUUCUAAAUGACAAAGCGUCGAGUACCGCAAGGAUUUCUCGAAACUUCGGUGAAUUUUACCGGUUAGAUAAAAUAAAAAGAAAAAGAGAGCUUCAAAGAGUUUUCACAGUGCAAGGAGUGGUUUUGCUGCAUAACGAGUUGAGUGUGCGCCGAGAUUAAUUGCCGGCGAAAAAGAAGUGUGCUUUAAAAGCAGAGACACGCAUCCCGAAAGGCGGCAGCAGGUUCCUCCCCAGGGAAUUGUCCAGUGAUCGUAUCCCGUAGCCGCAUGAAGAUGGACCUCGGCGAGGAGGAAACGGAAAUUGGGGGAACCCAGCACGGGCAUCAUCCGCACUACACGACUUACGCGAAGCACGACUCCAACGGAGGCGGCAGGGGCGGCGUUCGCGGCGGGGGCGGCGGGGGCGGUGAAGGGGGCGAGAGAAGGAUGGUGGACAUCACAAGGGACAAGCCAAUUAAAGUUUCAGUCAGAGUUCAAGUCCCCGUCAGGGAUCAUCCAAAGUUCAACUUCGUUGGAAAACUCCUGGGACCUAAGGGCAAUUCUCUGAAGCGACUACAGGAAGACACGAUGUGUAAAAUGGCUGUUUUGGGACGCGGUUCCAUGAAGGACAGACAAAAGGAGGAGGAGCUGAGACUCAGCGGCGACGCUAAAUUCUCACACCUAAUGGAGGACCUCCACGUCGAGAUAUCGGCGUACGCAACACCGGCCGAAGCUCACGCGAGGAUCGCCUACGCGCUGGCUGAAGUUCGCCGAUUUUUGGUUCCGGAUUACAACGACGACAUCAGGCAGGAACAAAUGUGGGAAAUGCAGAUCCUAAGCACACAGGGACGCGAAGGCUCGCAAGCUGCGGAGGCGCCCUCCAGUCCUGAACUCAGCUCGGACGCGGCGAAUUCUCCAACCGCUGCGACCACGGCGGCGUCCAUCGAAGGCCAAGACUCGACUCCAAGACCAACACCGUCGCCGCCGAAUCCGGCGACCCUCAAAACACAGGGUACCGUUCUUCAGACCGUAACAUCAACGCUAGGGGGCCGGAAGCGACCGCUACUACCUGGAGGUCGUCCAACAAUGUCGCCGACGAAGCGGACCGUGAUGUCGCUCCUGGCUCGGGCUCGUGCGGCCCAAAACAAAGAGCCGCUUCCGCCGCCACCCUCAAUUGUGGGAGCGGCACACCCUGCGCACCCAACGCACCCUCAGCCUCCGGCACCACUCAUUCAAGCCGCGCUCCAGCUUCCAGCCGGAGCUUUGCAGCCUGGAACUCAGGCCCCGGUUGGGCCCCAAGUGUCCCAGCUUCAGUUGGCGGCGGCCCAAGCGGCCUCUCCUCACACCACGGCUUCCCAGCGACAGUCCAUCCUGCCGCCACAUACCCAGCACCAAGUCAUACCACCGGCGAUACAUGGCCUGCUUCACGCGCAUUUCAGGAGGGCCGCCGCUGGGGCGACGGUGGUUCCCAUCCUGCGGGAGGAUUUCAUGGCGGGAGUCAACCUCGUUUAAGCUACUGUUUUCACCAGGUCCAAAAUUUCCGAAUAGUAUAAUUACUUGGCCCGCAGAGUUCAGCGGCGAAGUGACCGUACGCCAAUGCCAAAAAGUAAGAAUAUGAAGAAGAAGAAGAAGAAGAAAAAGAAGAAGAAGAAGGAAACGGAAUUGAGGAAUAGGAAGAAGGGUAAUAAGAGGAAAAAUAACAACGCAUUAAUUAUUAUCGAGUCAAAUAUAAGUACUAUUAUAAUAAAUUGAAAAACUACGUUUUAAGCGAUUACGUAGGUAAGCGAUCAUACCUAAUAACACCUACCUAUAUCUAUCUCUGUCUACGUUUUCCGCUACCACAAACAAUAUGAUUAUACCUGUAUUCAUAUUGAUGCAAAUUAAUGCUUUUGGAAUCAAAUUAAUUGCACACAACGUUACUAAAAGGAUAAAUUGUCAUAUACACACUAAAUACCUAGUGCCGUGUGUUGUAAUAUGUAUAAAAGAAAUUGAAGCAAAGUUUAUAAGUGUAAAGGGAUCGCUUAUAAUUAUUAUAUACACACACACACACAUAUAUAUAUAUAUAUAAUAUAUUCAAGACAAAACAAAACACGGCGCAUUUCGCACGGACCAAUCAGCACCCUCUUUUGCUAAGGAUGUAGAUACUCCUCUCCCAUUUAUUUCACUUUUAUUACCAUGUAUUAUAAGACGAUUUAUUUCUCCGUUCCAUUUUUCACCUGCUCUCACGUCUCAUAAUUCCUCUCACAGCUGUUAUCGAUUUUCAUCCAAACGACUGCAGCUCACCACCAUCUUUUUCUCACUUAAAUAUGCCAAGUUUGUCGUUCAUAAUUAAUAGCAAACGUAAACUCGAAUGGAUAAAUCUAAUCGUAAAAAUAACUAACUAUUUGUGUAUAAUAGGUAAAUUUGAAUUUCUUAAAACAAGCGAGAUUCAGCUUAAAAAAAAAAAAAAAAAAAUACGUUCUACGAAUAUGCAACGUAUACUAUCAAAAAGCAUACUUGGCAAACAUGUACCUAAACAUAUAUAUGCAUAGGCAUGUAUUAUAAUUGCAUUCGCAAUCCAUCGAUCCUCUUGUAUUAGUUAUUAUUCUGAAUUGUUAUAUUAUAUAUUAUUGUUCUUACAUUAUGUACGAAUCGAUCAGGGCUUUGUAACUUGUUAUUAUAAAAUUUACAUUACGUACCGAUAAUAUUACUAAUCGAUGUGCAACACGGGCACCAUUGAUGGAUAUACCCUGUACGUCUUACGUGUAUAACUUAUACAAUGCUUGUUAAAAAACAAAGUCAAGUACCAUUAUACCUAGAGAGAAAACAGCUUUCAGAUUCACGUGGUGCUCAUAAUGUGAAAAUCCACAUAACGUGAAUUUUGAAAAUUCGACAUGUACGCUCAAGGUAUAACAUGAAAUUUGAUGCUUUUGACGAAUAACGCAAACUUCGUUUCUCCAACUGUUUAGAAUCUUAUCAACGUUUUUCUAGUCGAGAGAAAUCUAGUUUGAUAUCCCGUGAUAUCAGUUGAAAUAGAUAGGUAAGGUGUCGUAGAAAAAUGGUUAGUGAAAUCAGGUAUUUACAAAAAUAUUGUUUGUCCUCCGGACUAUCCGUAAUAAAUUUUAAUAUUUUAAAAUUUCUCGGUCAAAAUCAGCCCGCGGUGUUAUUCAAAUUUUAAAAAUAAUUACGAACAAACUCCCUGUACAUAGAUAAAUUAUAUAUUUUAUUUCUCACCUACACGUAUAGCGUUCGGUUCACAAAUUAGAUUCAGUAUAAAUUUAAGAUUCGUAUAAGAAGGGUUGGACGAAAAGAGAACGUGAGAAGGUAAAUUAACAUAAAAAAAAAGAAUUAAAAAAAAAAAAUGAGAAAAGACGAAGAAAUCGUUACCUAAUGUAAUUACUAAUUAGUGAUACUACAUAGAAUUAUAUGCAUAAUAUAAUAUACACACAAUUACAUGACGAUAUUAGAAAAAGUACAAUUCUGAACAUUGUUUCGCUCUGUGUACAAUAAAUGUGCCCUUAUUCCGUUUUCGCAGUAAGAAAAAAAAAAAAACGAAAAAAACGAAAAAACAAAGAAAAACGAAUGUUUUAUCGGUCUCUUAUUUCAUUUACUUAUAAAUAGUUUAUUACAAUUUUUUUUUUCGCUCUCAAUUUUGGCGCUUUUUAUACGUAAUACAUACAAAUACGUAGUGACAUUAUACGACGUAAUUCGCGUUACUCAUCGUCAGAAUUUCACAAUCAGUCGCGCGAUUCAAUAACUAGAAAUACGUGAGUUGUUCGUUUCGGUUUCACCAUUAGAGAGAAUAGAAGGGGAAGAAGAAGAAAAAAAGAAAAAAAAAAACACCAACACAUCUCACACUGCACGUACAUAUCGAAGUAACUAUUAGAAAAUAAAGUCGGUGUUUCAAGUUGAAUUUGUGCCACCAGGCAGCUUGUUGUACGGUAUUCGCUUACUUCGCUUUGGAAUAUUGCAUUUAAUUUAUUAAAUAUUGAUUAGUAGUCUCAAUCGCGGUUACGUCAAGCGUCCUCGGAGUUAACGGCGGGCGGUUGAUAAUUAAGCGAAAUUUGAAUAUUUGAAGGAGCAAGUUGACGAAUUCUGCGUUCAUAAUUAUAGGAAGUAUCGAUUUUACCACUCAGCUGUGGUAUAAAAAAUAAUCGGGAAUUUUAACCGUUGUUUUUAUCGCUGUAAUGAAUGCAGGAACGUAGUCCAAAGGAGCAACGAAUUUUCUAAGUGUUCUAUUCUUUUACACGUAUCGAUGUAAAGUCUAUUGAUUCGUUGUCCUUUAGUCGGAUAAAAUUAUCGAGUUUGGCAUAUUGUAUGUUACCAUUUAAAUAGUGAGAAAUAAGGAAUUUUAGACAAUUGUGGUACGUAUUGAUUAAUUAAAACGUAUGGCGAACGCGAGGAAUAAGCCGCGCUGCUGGCAUGAAAUUAACCGAUUACUAAUUAACUGUUAGACAAAAUAAAGAUUAAUAUGAAAAAGAAAAAAAAGAAAAGUUUUUAGACAACUUACUAUGUAGUUACAUAUUAUAUUA
Molecule: messenger RNA, 4880 nt
Organism: Neodiprion virginianus
Lineage: Eukaryota; Metazoa; Arthropoda; Insecta; Hymenoptera; Diprionidae
Product: KH domain-containing, RNA-binding, signal transduction-associated protein 2-like
Exons: 7
Coding region: 658-1881 (407 amino acids)
Biological process (GO): regulation of alternative mRNA splicing, via spliceosome
Cellular component (GO): nucleus
Molecular function (GO): mRNA binding
Source: RefSeq, a predicted model, not a curated record